Messenger RNA from Telopea speciosissima, 1626 nucleotides. RefSeq names its product monodehydroascorbate reductase 4, peroxisomal-like. The transcript is spliced from 7 exons. The record is from RefSeq and is a predicted model, not a curated record. NCBI's taxonomy places the organism in Eukaryota, Viridiplantae, Streptophyta, Magnoliopsida, Proteales, Proteaceae. The coding region runs from base 159 to 1601 and encodes 480 amino acids. Gene Ontology annotation, molecular function: oxidoreductase activity, acting on NAD(P)H; flavin adenine dinucleotide binding. Gene Ontology annotation, cellular component: cytoplasm.
UACAACUUCCUGAAUUUUAUCUCUAUCAUGUUAUGUUCUUAUGGAUGGAUGGAGAAUACAAAACAAUAUCUUCGAGCCUUGGGAGUUGGGAAGUCUCUUAUUAGUUGUUAGGUUGCAGAGAGACUCUUAAGACUGAGAAAUAGAGAUACAGGAGAGAUAUGGGAAGAGCCUUUGUCUAUGUGAUUCUUGGUGGAGGUGUUGCUGCUGGUUAUGCCGCACUCGAAUUUUCAAAGGCAGGAAUCUCUCAUGGUGAACUCUGCAUCAUAUCUGAAGAACAGGUUGCACCCUAUGAAAGACCUGCACUAAGCAAAGGCUAUUUACUUCCUGAAGAUCCUGCACGUCCCCCAUCUUUUCAUACCUGUGUCGGUGCAAAUGAGGAAAGGUUGACUCCAAAGUGGUACAAGGAACAUGGAAUCGAAUUGGUUCUUGGAACUCGAGUUAAAUCUGCUGAUGUCAGGAGGAAGACUUUACUAACAGCUGCUGGAGAAACUAUAAGUUAUAAGAUUCUUAUCAUUGCAACAGGUGCUCGGGCUUUGAAGCUUGAAGAAUUUGGAAUAAAUGGAUCAGGUGCAGAAAAUGUAUGUUAUCUGCGAGAUCUAGCAGAUGCAACCAGGAUUGUUGAUGUGAUGCAAUCUUGUGUUGGUGGGAAUGCUGUUGUCAUUGGUGGUGGCUACAUUGGUAUGGAGUGUGCUGCUUCUCUGGUGAUAAAUAAGAUAAAUGUAGCCAUGGUCUUCCCAGAGGCACAUUGCAUGGCCCGUUUGUUUACACCGAAAAUCGCAAGUUACUAUGAGGACUUCUACAAGUCAAAGGGAGUGAGGUUCCUUAAGGGAACAGUAUUGUCAUCAUUUGAAAAUGACUCCAGUGGGAAGGUAACAGCAGUUAUCCUUACGGAUGGGACUCGACUAAUGGCAGACAUGGUUGUGGUGGGAAUUGGAAUCCGUCCAAACACAAGUCUUUUUGAGGGCCAACUAACUUUGGAGAAGGGUGGGAUCAAAGUGAAUGGACAUAUGCAAACGAGCAACAGCUCAAUCUAUGCUGUGGGAGAUGUUGCAGCUUUUCCAGUCAAACUCUUUAAUGAGAUUCGUAGACUUGAGCAUGUUGACUUGGCACGGAAGUCAGCAAGGCAUGCCGUUGCUGCAAUAAUGACACCAGACAAGUUGGGUGACUUUGACUACUUGCCAUUCUUCUACUCCAGAGUCUUCACAUUGUCGUGGCAGUUCUAUGGGGACAAUGUUGGGGAGGUUGUUUAUUACGGAGAUUUCUCUGGGAAAUCUUUUGGAGCUUAUUGGAUUAACAAGGGUCAACUUGUAGGAUCAUUUCUGGAGGGUGGAACCAAAGAUGAGUACGAGGCUAUAGCUAAGGUCACCAGGCUCAGGCCCAUAGUUGAGGACAUUGCAGAGCUAGAAAAACAAGGUCUUGGUUUUGCAUUGUCAGUUAGUCGGCAACCACCACCUCCACCACCACCACCUGUCAAAAUUACCAAUUCAAGCAUUGUGUUGGAGACGCCGGUGUACACUUGGCAUGCUACAGCUGGGGUAGUUGUUGCUGCCUCAAUUGCGCUGUUUGCGUAUUGGUAUGGGAGGAGACGCCGCCGGUGGUGAAGUUGUUUUCUUGUUGAGAAAUGUC